This is a messenger RNA of Papilio polytes (common Mormon), 4622 nucleotides long. RefSeq lists its product as uncharacterized. The transcript has 27 exons. Gene Ontology annotation, molecular function: peptidase inhibitor activity; G protein-coupled receptor activity. The record is from RefSeq and is a predicted model, not a curated record. The coding region runs from base 56 to 4570 and encodes 1504 amino acids. NCBI's taxonomy places the organism in Eukaryota, Metazoa, Arthropoda, Insecta, Lepidoptera, Papilionidae. Gene Ontology annotation, cellular component: membrane; extracellular region.
UACACACGCGCCCGUGUUACAAACAUGUUUUAAGUGCUAAGUUAUUAACUUAAAUAUGUCGAAGUAUCACUUGCUGUUAGCUAUCUUCAUGGCACUCUGUCUUAUCGGCGUGUCAUCACUGCCGAGUCCAACAACAGAGGAUGAUGACGACGAUGACGACACGACGCCGCAGAGCCGCGCUGACGCCGACGAUGAUGGCCGUGUCUACAAGAACCCGCGUAACUCACCUUCCGCUGACUGCCCUCGUGAUGAAGAACAGGCUACCUUACUUGGUCAGAAAUGUCUACGCAAGUGUUCGUCCGACGAAGACUGUAAAAGCAAGAAGAAGAAAUGCCUCUGCGAUGGAGCUUGUGGGAUGUCUUGUAUCAAACCAGAUCGAGAAUGCCCUGAACUGGAACAACCUGAAAUAGGAAAGGUGGUCGUGUCUGGACGUCUCUUUGGAAACAAGGCUACAUACUCCUGCCCUCACGGCUAUCACGUGGUGGGUCUGCAGAGCCGCAGCUGUCAAGCGGACGGCAAGUGGGCCGGACAACCCCCAGCCUGCAAAGAAAACACUCGUUCCUGCGGUGAACCAGGCGAUGUACCUCAUGGAUGGGUGACCGCGGACUGCCAUACCUUCGGUUGCCGCGCUGUGGUGCAGUGCGGGCAGGGCUUCGAGCUGGUCGGCAAGGCGGAGCGCUACUGCCAGGCUGACGGUGCCUGGGCACCUAAAGAAUUACCCACUUGUGUCCUGGUCACGCAGGUGCAAUGCCCGCCGCCAGAGGCGCCUCGACACGGCAAAGCUGUAUACACAUCGUGCGCGUACAACUCUGUGGUGUCGUAUGAAUGCAAAUACGGCUAUAGGCUGGUCGGAGACGCGACAAGACGCUGUGGAGCUGAUAAGAAGUGGUCUGGAGCUCAGCCAAUGUGUAAAGAAAUCAACUGCGGUCAUCCCGGUCUGCUCUGGAACGGUUGGCUGGAGAAUAUAUCAUCCGGGACUGGAUUAGGAGCAUCCAUCAUAUUUAGAUGUCAAGAUGGUAUGAGGAUGGAGGGAAAUGGUUCAGCUAUUUGCCAAAGUGAUGGAACAUGGAGCCAUCCCUUACCUAAAUGCCUAGCUCCCUGCGUCGUUCCUCAUGUAUCUCAAGGCAGAGUGGUGCGAUUAGAGAACAGAACAGAAGAUAACACAACACAGGAGGUCACGCAGAUUGUCGGUAGUUCUACAAUGGUGCAACACGGUGAAGUAAUUUUAGUGGAUUGUGAACAGAAUUAUGAGUUUCCGUCUAAUAAUGUAGCGGUAAAUUGUAACAAUGGAACAUGGACACAGAUACCGAGAUGUCAGCCUGCAAGAUGUAAGAAGAUGCCGAAAUUUCCAAGGAAUGGGAUGGUGAUAGCUCCGAAAACUGAGCACGGAAUGAAAGCGAGAUUUCGAUGUAAAGACGGCUUUGAGCUGAAAGGGAAUCCUAUAGUUGUUUGUUCUUUUGGCAAUUGGAGCGGAGAGACUCCGAAGUGCGAGGAAGUGUUUUGUCCAUUCCCUGGAUACAUAGAAAAUGGGAAAGUGUUUUUAGUAGGCAACAUGGGGUUAUACGAUUAUAGACCUUAUGUUAAGAAGGUGGUGAACAAUAAGCAGAUUAUGUACGAAUGUGAGAAAGGUUACGUUUUAUCUGAAGGCCCGCCGGGCGCGACUUGCAUCGGUGGUCACUGGAGUCCUAGGGAAUUACCAAAAUGUACCCUGUACCAACAUCCACGCAUCCGAUGGAGUCGCCGAAGACGAUCUAUAACAGAGCCAGAAAUACGUCACAGAAGGUCUACUUACCUUCGACAGUAUUACAACAAUCUCCGCCGUCAAACUGACCCUAACCAAGAGUACCUCAACCAGUUAUAUGAGAAAUAUAACCAUGGUACACAAAAACCGACCUUAAGACACGCCAACUUCAAACUGAUGAAGAAAUUCGAUCUUAAUGUAGAAGAGGAAGAUGAAAUGGUCGGAUCUGAUGUUGAAACUGAUGAAGAAAAUUUCCCAACAGCUGUAUACACAGUUUACAACGUACACGGUGAACCAAUCGGUCACAGAUUGUAUUCUUACCAACCUGUUUACGAACCUGAAGAAGAGGAGGUUGUCCAUCACGAGGAUGUAUCAGAAUAUGAAGAUUCCGGUGAAUUCGAUGAUGAAUCAUCACAUAUUACAAUCCUUAAAGGAGGAUUAUUCCCUGAUCACGAAUUAGCCACAAAAGAUGACAUGGCAAGUGGUAUAAACGCACUAAAACAUCAAUAUUUCGAUAGAUAUGUCGAUAAACGACAUAAAAGAUUUUCAAAUCAAAAUAAUACGGAUGAAAUUAAGAAAGAAUUGGAUAUUGAUUUACAGAGUGCUGAAACUAAAUUACAAACGACUACAAAAACGAAAACUGAAAGAAGAAAACGCGCUAUUAAUAUAGAAGAAUCUGAAAGAGAAAUAUUCACUAUUAGUCCGAUAGCUGAAACAUCAGGAGUAUUCCAUGAAGUAACGGAUAUUUUAAAAGUAAUUCCACUCAAACAUAAAAAUGAUACAUCAAAUGAAAUUGAUAAGAAAAUGUCAGUAAUUCCUCUACAAAACAAUAGAACGAAUUCAACUGAUGUUACAAAUAUAUUUGAAAAACGUAAUAAAAGAACUAGCAGAAAAACAGACAGACUUAACCAAACUACAGCAAGUGUUCCUAAAACAGGCAGAGAAGGUAAAGGUGGUAGAACAAGAACUCAAUCUGAGAAUCUAACUGAAGGUUCUAGUUUAGAUAUAAAUGGAACUGAAGGUGGUAAUAAAACUGAGAAUGGUGAAAAGGGUAAAAAAGGACGACCUAAAAGUCCAUGUGAAGCGAUAGAAAGUGAACCAUAUGUGAAUAUAGAAAUUGUAAAAUAUGGUCGAGAUCCAAAUAACACAUUUAGUUCGGGGACCAUAGUUCGUGUUGCUUGCGGUAAAGGAUACGGUCUGAACUUAGAUACGAACGCGACCGCAAAAUGUGUUAGAGGAAGAUGGAAGCCAGAUAAACCUAAAUGUGAAAUCCUUCCAUGUCACGUGCCAACAACAGAAUACGGCAUUUACACAAUGGCUCCUGAGAACGGUCAAGGACAGUUAAAUCUUGGACUGAAUCAUGGUGAAGACAAAGAAUUGAAUGAAACAGACCCAGUUCCUAACGGACAAGUAGUGCAUUUCUCUUGUGAAUAUGGAUAUAACGUUCAGGGCCCAACCAAUCUUAGAUGCUGGCUGGGGGAAUGGGCUGUGACCAGUAUGCCUGAAUGUGUCGCUGCCCCAGCCACUCUCAACUGCCAUUUAGGUCGAUUGCAGCCGACUGUUCAUGAUUUUUGUAGACCUCUAGGUUCGUAUUCGCUAUUCGCAGCGAAUCUGACUCGACCGAGACCGACUUCAGAAUACCAAAGCGGAUCGGAUAUAGUACGAGAGGAUAUAUCCGAACUGGAACCCGAUCUACACGGGAAACCUGUGUUGGAAUGCGGACCUCCGGCUAGGGUGCAAGGUACACUUGUAUACCGGGAUGGGACAGAAGUUGAUGGCUCUUUAGGUAUGGAAGGAUACCCGCAUGGCACUGAAAUAACAUUUAGAUGUAUUGCUUCUAUCAUGGGUGAGAAGACCACUUGGAAGCUGAUCUGUGAACACGGAGUUUGGGUCGGGAAGAGCUUUAACUGUGAAGAAUUAGAAGCACAAAGUGAGGAGUUACUAAGUAACAACAGCUGUACGUUCAGGAACGAGGAGCCUCACGUCGUGUCCUUCUUUAAUGAUCUAGAAAUCACAGAGACCGUUGAUUUCCCACCUGGAUCUAUCAUCAUUUCCAGAUGUAGCGAUAUUGGAAAAUAUGCAAUGACAGGUUCCCAAACAAGGAAGUGUAUCGGAGGAUCUUGGGACGGAGUGAAACCGACUUGCUUUGGAUUGAACCAAGAAAAUGACUACACGGUGUGUCUGCCGGCCGCUGACUGGUCGAAGCCCUUCCCUAUUUGUAAAGAGGUGUCGUGCCCCGCGCUGCCGCCGCCCGCGGCGGGCUACGUGCUGGGCCGCGCGCCGUACCGCGCCGGCGACGUGCUGCAGUUCCACUGCAACCCGGAGCACACGCUGCACGGCAGACCUAUCCUGGUGUGCCAGGACAGCGGCCGGUGGAGCGACAAGCCGCCCACUUGUGCGCAAGCGUGCACAUACCCCGGCACGACAAUAUCAGGUCGAAUGUCGUCCGUCAAGUUCUACUACAAGAUAGGGGAGACUGUCUCCUUCACGUGCGAGCCUGGUUACCGGAUUAAAGGAGCUCCGAUGCUGCGAUGUCUCAAGAAUAGGAAAUGGUCGAACGCGAUACCAUUAUGCACGCCGAUUACGAACUACACUUCAUCGGAAUCCGUAUUAUUGAACGGUGAUAUCGACGCCAUGUUGUCAGACGCCAGUUUAGUCCCCGACAUCUUGCGGACGCGAGAAACCCCCGCCAUUUUGACACCGCAGAGUCUAAAAGCCGCCAUGACACGAGUCGCAGCAACCAGGUUACUUCGCAGAGCAUCGAUUGAGACGUACAAAAAUAGAAUUUCUAAAGUAAAUAGAUUAUUGCGAAGAGAUUCUGAAAGAUAAUUUUUAAUAGAAGUGAUUUUUAAAACAAGAUGGCGUCUUUUUGUCGUACAGA